CCGAAAAUCCGCGGAAAACCUCGAUUGUGCAGGAUCAAAAGGAUAUCCGGCGGAUAUUUUUGUAUUGUAGUAACUUAUUGUUUAUUCGGAUUGUUCAGUGCGUCUCAUCAAAAUUUUAGCAAACUGCUCACGUCGAACAAGUUUCAGGUAAAAACCCUGCUUGGAAAAUGGAGCAAAACGAUGGAGCAGAAACAUCGUAUGUUACUAUGGAAGAUAUCCUUAAGGAACAGGAAGAACUUGAAGAAACUUCGCAGGCCGUGCUGGGAGGGUCGGACGAAAAGAACUGCACAUACUCGAAGGGGUACGUAGAUCGGCAAGCGCUGUAUGCUUGUCUGACCUGUGUCCCGGAAGCCCGCCUCGAUGAAUCGAAAAGGAGUGGUGUUUGCUUGGCUUGUUCGCUGCAGUGUCACGACAAUCACGAGCUGUUGGAACUGUACACGAAGCGCAACUUCCGUUGCGAUUGUGGUGGCAAGCGUAUGCCGGAAGUGAAAUGCAAGCUGGAACCGAAGAAGGUGGAGGAAAACAGCCUCAACAGGUAUAAUCAAAAUUUCUCCGGUCUUUACUGCUCUUGUCAUCGUCCUUACCCCGACCCGGAAGAUGACGUAGCUGACGAAAUGAUCCAGUGCAUUAUGUGCGAGGAUUGGUAUCAUAUGCGGCAUUUGGAUGUGGAUGAGCCGAGGAACGAAAAGACGUACGCUGAGAUGGUCUGCGGGAAAUGCAUGGAAGCUAAUCCAUUUUUGAAGAACUAUGUGGGUAAAAUUGAAGACCAGAACAAAACCGUUCUGGAUGACACAGUUCAGGUAGAUGUAACUGGGUUGGAUGAGUCCGUUUCUAAGACGGUCCACGUCGCUACCGACGAAGCUGGUCCAAGUGAACCAAAACAGCGCCGGUUGGAUAGCUCCACAGUAGUCACUGAAGAAUCUCAAAAAGAGAAAUCGUCACCAUCAAUAGAUAUUUGCACAAAACCGCCGCUUGAGGACGACACCGAGAAAUGCUACAAAAAAGGUGCCACAUUCUGGACCGAUGGAUGGCGAAAGUAUCUCUGCCAGUGUAAGGCUUGCUGUCUCCUGUAUAAAGAGCACGAAGUAAUGUAUUUGCUGAACGAAAAAGAUACCGUACAGUAUUACGAAGAAGUUGGAAAACAACGGCAGGAGGGUGCCUCGGGAUCGUCCUACGAGCGAGGAAUGCAGAUGUUGGGGCAGCUCGACCGACUGACGCAGGUCGACAUGCUGACUGAGUACAAUCGAAUGAAGGAUCGACUUCGCGAGCAUCUGGCCCAGUUUGUAACGAACCAGCAAGUGGUUACUCAAGCUGACAUCACUGAAUUUUUCGCCAAGCUCCAAAAGGAGAAUCGUGAGGCCAAAUCAAAUGCACCUCCUUACUUCUGUCGUUAAUUAUGUUUGCUUUAUACUCAGGAUUCCAUUUGUCUAUCGUAUUACAUACC
Anopheles coustani is the source of this 1444-nucleotide messenger RNA. Its product is annotated as putative E3 ubiquitin-protein ligase UBR7. The coding region runs from base 168 to 1394 and encodes 408 amino acids. Gene Ontology annotation, molecular function: ubiquitin protein ligase activity; zinc ion binding. Gene Ontology annotation, cellular component: cytoplasm. The record is from RefSeq and is a predicted model, not a curated record. The transcript is spliced from 3 exons. Lineage: Eukaryota; Metazoa; Arthropoda; Insecta; Diptera; Culicidae.